This is a messenger RNA of Asparagus officinalis (garden asparagus), 1746 nucleotides long. RefSeq lists its product as uncharacterized. The transcript is spliced from 4 exons. Bases 34 to 1746 code for a protein of 570 amino acids. Lineage: Eukaryota; Viridiplantae; Streptophyta; Magnoliopsida; Asparagales; Asparagaceae. The record is from RefSeq and is a predicted model, not a curated record.
UUGAAGAUCAAGAAUUUGGAGCAUUGCUUUCGGAUGCCUCCCAGAAAGAAAUCUCGAGCAAGUUCAUCAUCAUCUGAUCCAUCUGAUACCGACAUAGAUAGACCUACUAUUUUAGCUAGAAUUGUGGGUCUUAACAUUCAUUUUGAGAGGGGAUUUCAGAUGAGUGCACUGCAUACAUAUCAUUCCACAGUCACCAUGUUAUCUGCAGUAGGUCUUAGGAGCAUGAUGACUAAACCCUUAGAAAAAGCCAACAUUUCAUUAGUGCAUGAGUUCUAUUCUGGAUGGGAGAUUGAUCCAGAUAGAGAAUAUUCAGCUUUUUCUAUCGUGAGGGGUGUUAGGGUUAUUUUCGAUCUUUCCACUAUCCGUGCUACCCUUGACCUUGCAGAGCCACCCACUGAUGUACCAGAUUACUUCCAUUUAGCCUCCACUUUACAGCCUGGUACACCAGAAUACAACAACAUGUCUGCAACCUUGUGUGGGAGGGUCUUUACAUCUAGUUUCGGUUCAGGAAAUCUCAAACCAGAAUAUAGAUUACUUAAUCUUUUCCUGAACUUUGAUUUGAAACCCACCACUGCAUACUCCGUCAUUACCCCACACGAUAUUCUCCUUCUCUUUUGGAUAGCCACUGGUCAGCGAUUUGAUAUAGCGAGGAUUAUAUUUAUAUGGAUGCGCUCAUCAGUGGAGAAUGUGUUAGAUUGGGUCAGGACACAGUCUGCAUCACGUACUCAGCUCAUUUACCCCUAUUUCAUCACUAGACUCUGCCAUAGAUUUCAUGUUCCAGUAUUCGCAGAGGAUAGGUUAGAAGCAGGGAAGGGGUUACUAAAUGAUCAGACUGUGAGGAGGAGCAUUUCAGGGCGAGAUCAGUCCGGUCCUUCAGGUAGAGAGCCUCCUCAGCACCAGCCAGCUACACAUGACCCCACUCGAGAGGAGAUGGAUACGAUGCGGAGUCGCAUGGACAGAAUGCAGAUACAGAUACACAGGAUGCAGCGGCAUAUACACGAGAUGCAUGGUCAGAUCAGCUACUCUACCGAUACCCUGGCAUAUUUGGCGAGAGGAUGGCAGAGAGAACAUGGAGAUACAGAUGGACCUCCACCUGAGCUUCAUAGUUAUAUCACACCAUUUCAGCCAGAUGAUUUCCCAGGAGAGGAUGAGGCGGGACCGAGUUCAGCAGCUACCGCUGAUGAUGAGGCAUCAGGGCUAGGUGGCGCCAUUUGGCACCAUGUUGGCUGCCACUAUGGCCGCCAUGAAGGCUGCUUCGCAGCAUGCAGACGAACUUCGUAUUUGCACGAUGGUGCGACCCUAGCGUUCUCGAGAUCAGACGACGCUCCUCUAUUUGAUGAGGUUCAUCAAUUUGAUGAAACUCAUUUGGUUGACAAGGUUCGUCCGUUCGACGAGGUUCAUCUUACUGACGAGGUUCGUUUGAUUUGCAAGACUCGUUUGAUUGACCCGUUUGAUGAGGUUCACCCGUUCAAUGAGGUUCGUCUUACUGAUGAGGAGAAACCCGACUUUGAAGAAGAUUUCGAGUCUGAAGCCUCUUGGGCUAAAGAUGAUCAUUUCUGCAGGAGUUAUCUCUUUAACUGUCUGACCGAUCAUCUGGCAGAUGCUUACACUAACAAGCCCUCUGGAAAGGAAAUUUGGGAUGCUCUGGAGGACCAAUACAAGGAUAAAGAGAAACUAUCCAAGUCCCACCUUAUUAACAAGUUUCUGGACUUCAAAUUUGAAGAUGACACUGAGUUUUUUCCUUAA